ACUUGGUAUGGCUAAAUGGCUGAUUAAUAUUGUUUGUAAGCGAAAUUUUCGAAGGAUACCAUUGCAAGUGUGUUUAGAUUAGUGUUUCUUGUAUGUAAUCCUGUUGUGAAAGUGCAACGAGUAUACUUUACCACAGAAGAUACACUGUGCUGUAGUUCUACUGUGUAUAAACAAAGCAAGGAUAUAAACUACAUUCAGAAUGGACGACGCCAUGUUAGUUCGUUUGGAACUUAUUCAUGAGCGCCUAUCGAACUUGAUGGCGCAAAGCACCGCCAUGGGUACGGUCACGGAAGAGAAAUUAGCUAAACAGAUUCAGCUCAUCGAAGAGUGCGACUCGAAACUCACUCAAGAAAUACAUUUUUACAUAGAAAAGUGCAGUCAAGUUUCCAGUGAAAGAUUAAAAACUUUUACCAAGACACAGUUUCAGUCGGAAGAAUGGAGGGUGGAAAUGAAAGCUCUGUUAAAAAAUCCUUCAGUGACACUUACCACUGCGAAGUUGCCAAAACUUGCCCUACCAAAAUUCAAAGGAGAAACACUGCGAUGGGCAGAGUUUUGGGAUCGUUUUAAGAGUAAUGUACACGACAAGUCAUUGCCUGAUGCCGAGAAGAUGGCAUACCUUGUCGGCUGCCUAGAAGCAGAGGCUCUUCAGGCAGUGGAAGGCCUUGGUAUAACUGAAUUAAAUUAUAAUGUAACAUUAGAAAUAUUAAAAGAAAGGUUUGGGAACCAGCAAAAGGUUAUUGAUGCCCACUAUGAUGCCAUCAAUAAUGUUCAAAGGGCAACGCACCAUGCCACGGACUGCAGAGCAAAUUUGAAUAUGAUAGAGAGACAUUUAAGAGUCCUUCAAAGUUUAGGAGAAACCAUAAAUGGAAAUCAUUUAAGGUCUACCAUACUAUCCAAAUUCCCUGAGAAGGUGGUAUAUGAGUUACACUUGCUAACGCUGACGGAUAAUAUAGAUAAUAUACGAAGCGGACUACAAAAAAUUAUAACUGCAAUGGAAAGUGCUAAAGAAAGCCCUGUCCCAAGUAGUAGUGACAACAUUUCUACAGCAGCUUUACAUAUAACUACCCACCAGAAGAAAGGGAAGCAGGAAAACAAGAGGAUAACCCAUAAAAGGGGGUUUCUUAAAAGAAAACUACCGGAGAAUACUGAGAAGAUGUCAAAAAAUAAGAAACCUAAGAUGGCUUGCAUUUUUUGCCAAGGCGCGCACUACAAUGCAUCCUGCACAGUGGUUCAGGAUAUCAACGAUAGGAAAAAGAAACUAGGCAAAAGAUGUUACAUUUGCUUCAAGGAAGGACAUAGAACAACAACAUGCCACAAUAGGAAGCCGUGCUUCUUCUGCAAAGGAAGUCAUAAUCAAGCUUUAUGUCCACAAAAGCCAGGUCAUAAUAAUAUUGAGUUAUCUAUGGCAUCUAUGUCAUUAUCUAAACAUAAUGAUAUCAAUAUUAAACAUUAUUAUUGUUCUUACCUACAGACGGCAAUAGUGGAGGUGGGGCCGAAGAACUCAAACAGAACUAAGACACGAAGGCUGAUUCUUGACAAUGGCAGUGGUCGCAGCUAUAUUACCAGGAAGCUUGCAAAAGAACUUGACUUAGUAGCGGAUCAGGAAGAUGAACUGAUGGUAUUUGUUUUCGGUGCUGAUGACCCAGUUAACAUUUCCAGCCCAUCAGUUGACAUCCAAAUUAUAACAAGAAGAGGUAUCAGAAGGGAUAUUCGGGUAAACAUUGUGCGCCGUAUAACUAAUUAUCUUGGUCCUCCCAUGAGUAUGGAUGGAAUUGAUGGAGUAGAUGUUAUAGCUGAUGAUGGGUCUGCUAGUGAAGAACCACAACUUUUGAUGGGUGGUGAUUAUUAUUAUUCAUUUCACAGAAAAGAAAUGCUAUUGCUGAAGGAUCACUUAUAUUUAAUUAACACAGAUUUUGGCUGGAUGAUUGCCGGCAAGGUCCUACAAGAAGAGAAAAAUAAUACACUAUCUGUCAUUAUGUACUGCCAAUGCCAGGAAUCCGUAAUACCCUAUUUUGUAACACCAGACUUGCCUCUCCGGGAACCGGAUAUCAGAUUUCUAUGGGCCUUAGAAAGUAUUGGGAUUGUAGACUCUCCUAAGAUAACUAGAGAGGAAGAGGCCAUCAAACACUUUAAUGAAACAGUCAAAUAUGAGGAUAAGAGAUAUCAGGUGAAGUGGCCCUGGAUAACGUAUCCCCCUGACUUACCCACUAACUAUGGUCUAGCUUAUGGGAGACUGUCAAGCUUAAUCAAAAGAUUAGAACAUGAUGCCAUGGAAGAGUAUGAUAGCAUUCUGAAAGAACAACUAACCGCAGGGGUUAUAGAAGUAAUAGAUCCAUCGGAAAUUGACUCUAAGACACAUCCUGUUCACUAUCUUGCCCAUCAUAUUAUUCUUCCGAAGGGGAAGAAGGGGCGUGUGGUGUAUGAUGGUUCGGCUAAACUCAAGAAUAGUAAAAGCCUCAAUGAAUGCAUGUAUAGAGGACCUUCGAUGCUCGAAGACUUGACCGCACUCCUAUUGAGAUUCAGAGUCAACAAGAUUGGAAUUACAGCGGAUGUAGAAAAGGCGUUUCUUCAAGUAGGACUACAACAGGAGGAUAGAGAUGUGACCAGGUUUUUAUGGCUGAAGGACCCCAAACAAGGAGUGACUGAGAAGAACCUUCUUCAUCUGCGCUUCUGUCGUGUCCCAUUUGGGGUAAUAUCUAGUCCAUUUUUGCUGACAGCUACGAUUCGCCAUCAUUUGUCAAAGGGUGACCAGCACCUUAUGUCAGAAAUAGCAGAAAGAACUUACGUGGACAACUUAGUCACUGGAACAGACACGUUAGAGGAAGCUCGUGAGCUUGUAAACAAGACUCGGGCGACAUUCACAGAAUUGUCUAUGAAUAUAAGAGAAUGGACAUCCAACAACAAACGAUUGCUGAAGACUAUUCCAAAACAGUUUCGAUCAAAAGACACUGAAUCGACAAAGGUAUUAGGACUUACCUGGCACAUAGGAAAGGAUACCCUGAAACUAAGGUUGGGUGAUGUACUUUCCGACACAAAGCAAGACAACACAACUACAACAAAACGAGGGAUAUUGCGAACUCUUGCUUCAUUAUAUGAUCCUUGCGGUUUCGCGGCACCCUUAAUUUUGCCUGCAAAACUCCUUCUUCAAGAACUAUGGAAAAGGAAAGAAAAAUGGGAUUCUCAAUUGCCAGAGGACUUACAGGAAGAAUGGCAGAAGGCAGUAAGUGCUCUACAGACUGCUGCUGAAAUAGAAAUACCCAGACAUGUUGGCCUGUCGCCAAAUGAAGACACAGAGUGUGAACUUCAUUGCUUCACUGAUGCAUCUAAAAGAGCUUACUCAGCUGUAGUAUAUCUGAGGAUAGUGAAUAAGAAAGAAGUGAGCACUAAAGUAAUGCUCAUAAUGGCUAAAUCCCGAGUUACCCCGAUAAACCACACGGAAGACCUCAAAAUACCGAAAUUAGAAUUACUUGGAUUCGUCAUUGGGAAGCGACUCUUAACUUAUGUAAAGAACACCCUUAGAAUAGAAUUGAAAAGACUAUGCCUCUGGUCUGACAGUGAAAUAGUUUUAUACUGGAUGAAAUCAGACAAGUUAUUGCCUCCAUUUGUUUGCAGAAGAAUAAAUGAAAUUAAACAAAACAAAGAUAUAGAACCCAGAUAUGUCAAUACUGAAUUGAACCCUGCCGAUCUAGCAACACGACCGGAACUUUGGCACACUAAGAAGGAAUUGUGGUUCAAUGGACCUCAAUUUCUUUCGCUAAGUGAGGAGGGCUGGCCAAAGUUGUAAGAACAUGGCCAGUCAGCUCUUUUUGCAGGAACUGACUCUAUAAUAGAUACCACGUCAUCUCAAGCAGAAGAGUCAGUCAGAGGAACCAUAGAACAGGAAAUUACAGAAGGAAUGACAAUAGAUAUAGAUAAUAUAGAAGACAAUGGUCAGAUGCAGGUUUCGGCCAUUGGAGCUGAUAUUAACUGUGCUGAAAUAAAGAAUUUACAAAAAUUACACUUCCCCCAAGAGGCAGCAGGCAAGAAAACAAGCUUAUUCAGGAAUUUAGGACUAUUUGUGGAUAUGGAUGGAUUAUUAAGAUGUAAAGGUCGGCUUAUGAACACAAUGUGUUCAUAUGACACCAAAUAUCCGAUACUGAUACCUAAGAACUCGGAAUUCACAGACAGACUGAUUCUGGAGACUCAUCAGAGAUACUACCAUGUGGGAGCCCCACAUACACUGAGCAUUAUUCGCCAGAAAUACUGGAUUCCUCAAGGAAGAGCGAAGGUUCAGCGAAUCAUAAGAAAAUGCCAGCAGUGUAUUAAACAUGGAGGUGGUCCCUACAAACUUCC
Molecule: messenger RNA, 4332 nt
Organism: Cydia pomonella (codling moth)
Lineage: Eukaryota; Metazoa; Arthropoda; Insecta; Lepidoptera; Tortricidae
Exons: 2
Coding region: 200-3784 (1194 amino acids)
Source: RefSeq, a predicted model, not a curated record